AUGGAACAAAGUGGUUCAAGUUGUGACGGGGAUUUCAACAUUGAUAGUGAAUUCUUUGAUGAAAUUAAUAGACUCCUUGAUGAACUUGAUAGUGAAAGUUCUUCCGAGUUUGUUUAUUCUUCUAGUGGUUCAUCUUCUCACAACCAAAGUGGUUCAUAUUCUCCUCCCGAACGUCCCAGGCGUCCCAGCCGAAGAGGCUCUCGCAGAGUAAGUGGCUCAAGUUGUGCCGGGGAUUUCAAUAUUGAUAGUGAACUCUUUGACUUUGAUAAAUCUAGUUAUGCUGAACUCCUUGAUAACAUUAAUGAACUCUUUGCUUCAGAAAAUUUGGAAGAGCAUGACAACAUGA
Molecule: messenger RNA, 346 nt
Organism: Racocetra persica
Lineage: Eukaryota; Fungi; Glomeromycota; Glomeromycetes; Diversisporales; Gigasporaceae
Source: the annotation of a GenBank genome assembly